AUGAUUGCUCAAAAAAAGACGCGGAGAAAUCAACUUGUAUCUCAAAGCAAAAAUUCCCGCAGGACGGGUCCAUGGGAGAUUGAGGAAGAUGAGCGGUUAUUGGCAAUUGUAGCAGAAUUGGGUGUGAAACAUUGGAAGUUAAUUGGAAUCAAACACGGAUUAAGAGAUGGAAAACAAUGUCGCGAACGAUGGCAUAAUCAUCUCAACCCAGAACUAAUUUACGGACCCCUAACUCCCGAAGAAGACGAACAGAUUUUGACCUACUACUCUGAAAUGGGAACAAAAUGGGCAAUGAUGAGCCAACUGUUACGACGACCAGCUAAUCUAAUCAAAAAUCGUUAUUACUCUUCCUUGUCAAAAAAACGUGAUCGAAUGGUUUCUGACUCAUGUUGUUCUCCAAGGUCAAGAAAGCGAAUUAAAGCAGUUCACUCUUUUAACAUUUCUAAAAACGCGCAUUUUAAAAAGCCGGGCAAAGUUAAAAUAUCAUUUGACCAUCAUAAAGUCUCCGAGCAUCAAAUGGAUUAUUAUAGAAAUUAUCUAGAUAAUCCUAAAACUCUGGCUCGGAACGAUUGUUCGACAUUCUUUGAAUUUUCAAUGACUCAAAAUCAAGUUUCCCUAUUGACAUCAACCUAUACGCCUGUAUCGUUACCGGAAUCAACUAUUUACCACGGCACUGCAUUGGAACAACUUGCAAAUUUAGCAAUUGAAAAUGCAAGCAGCCAGGAAUUUCACAAAAAUCCGAAAAAGUACGAUAUCAUGUCAAUUUCAGCCGUGUUAAAUUAA
Funneliformis geosporum is the source of this 783-nucleotide messenger RNA. The record is from the annotation of a GenBank genome assembly. Lineage: Eukaryota; Fungi; Glomeromycota; Glomeromycetes; Glomerales; Glomeraceae.